This is a messenger RNA of Pelagomonas calceolata, 1268 nucleotides long. Lineage: Eukaryota; Pelagophyceae; Pelagomonadales; Pelagomonadaceae. The record is from the annotation of a GenBank genome assembly.
AUGGCCCUGCCCGGCAUGGCCGACGACCGCUUCCAGACCAUGAGCCUGCAGAGCGCGGGCGCCUGCACGAUCGCGAACAAGGAGCGCCCGGCGUGCGCCCACGAGUCGAAUUACGUCGGAGACAUCGACGGCGCGGCGCCCGAGCUCAAGUACAUGCGCUACACGGCGCGGCGGCCGGACCUCUACGUCACCAAGGACAUCGAGAAGAGCAGCCCGAUGAAGCUGCACGCGCGCGGCCCGCAGCCGAACCCGAACGAGUGGCACAACAACCCGAUCGAGGGCUCGAAGCCGCGCGAGACGCGCUUCAAGUCGAACCGCCACACCGACCCGCUCGCGCCGGAGUACGUCCUACCGCGGUGCAAGCUCGAGAAGCCGCCGACGCCCAAAUUUAUCAGAGACGGCUACACCGUCACGGACAUCGACGGCACGGUCCCCAAGCCCCUCUACCCGCUCGCCAUGCGCGACACCUACAACGUCCACGACAUCGAGGGCGCCCAGGCGUCGUGGCGCCCGAGACACGAGCGCGCGCGCCGCGAGGCGCCGCCGCGCGACGGCCUCGACGUCCGCGACAUCAUGGACGAGGGCUUCACGACGACGCGCGUCACGGACCCCAUGAACCCGCAUUACUUCAUGAACGGCAUGGAGACGUGCGACGACCCGAUCCGGACCAAGCCGCGCGCGCUGCCCAAGGCCAUCCCCGGGCCCUACCGCUCGCUCUACACGGACGACAUCCUGGGCGCCAAGAGCGGCUGGCGGCCGCCGCACGAGAUGCAGCCGCCGCCCGAGAAGCGGCGCCACUGGCGGCACACGAACUUCGUCGGCGACAUCGGCGGCGCCCAGGCGGACACGGUGCAGCACACCAUCCCGACGAAGCGGCGGACGAACCCGCUGAACCCGGCCUACCGAUCGCUCGACGGAGACAUCCUCCCGGACCCGACGAAGCCGGACUUUAGCCACAUCUACGACCACUUCCUCGGCCCCUCCCAGGGCUCGGCGCCGCCGUCGGCGCGCGGCGGCAGCGCGCCGCGGCAAGCGCCCGCGCCCGCCGUCAACCGCCUCGUCCUCAAAUCGUCGGACGGCCGGCCGCGCGCGACGCCGCGGUCGGGCCGCUCGGGCCCGGGCUCGGCGCGGUCCACGGGGAGGAGAGUGCUGGCCACGCCCCACGACCGGCGCGAAGCGCAGCAGGACGCCGCGGACCGGGCGGCGGUGGCGGCGCUGCACUGAGCGCGGCGUCCUCGUUUUCCUCCGGGUAAAUCUUUAAAUGGAAG